This is a messenger RNA of Dentiscutata erythropus, 234 nucleotides long. NCBI's taxonomy places the organism in Eukaryota, Fungi, Glomeromycota, Glomeromycetes, Diversisporales, Gigasporaceae. The record is from the annotation of a GenBank genome assembly.
AUGCUUAUUGAUUUUGAUUGGUGUGGGAAGCAUGAUAUGGAUAAGUACCCACCAUCAAUGAAUAAAAAUUUAUCAUGGCCUCCUGGAGCGGAACCUUGUGCCUUACUCAAAAAAGAGCAUGACAUUCAUUGGCUUAAUUUGUUGCGAGAUAAGUUCAAGUCAUAUAUGCCACCUAAAGGUUAUAGAUUUUUGCAUAACAUUUUAUAUUUUGAUAUUUUAGUAAAGAAUAAAUAA